Molecule: messenger RNA, 1077 nt
Organism: Ciona intestinalis (vase tunicate)
Lineage: Eukaryota; Metazoa; Chordata; Ascidiacea; Phlebobranchia; Cionidae
Source: RefSeq, a predicted model, not a curated record
GUUCUCAUUGUUAUUGUUGCUAGACUAUUAGUAUUAAUAACAAUGUCAUCCGAUAAAGAAGAAGUCCAAGUCACUUUGGAAGAUCAAAAGAAGAUUAAUUUGUUCGCGAAGAAGAACGGGAAUCUAAACGAGAUUGAAACGGAGCUUGAAGAGAUCAAAAAAGCUCUUCAGAACAUCGAGGAUGCGGGAGAUGAUCUUCUACUUCUGGAGGACGAGGACUCAGAGGCAAUUCCGUACCAACUUGGAGAAGUCUUCAUCCAGCAUAACUUGGAGGAGACGCAAGGACUUUUAGAGAAAGAAAAAGAUAAAUAUGAGCAGAGGAUGAAACAGUUAAAAGAGGAGGCGGGCGAGAUUGAAAGCAUGAUGAAGGAAUUGAAAGUUCAACUUUACGCAAAGUUUGGGGAUAAUAUUAACCUGGAAGCUUAAUUUAAGUGAUCAAUAGAAGCCAGACUGCAGAGUAUGGCAGGUGCACGUGCGAUAUUUUUUACAGACUUUUGGUGAUGCACAACAUUACUGUCCCACACACGCCAAUUAAUUAAACAAAAAAAAACGUGUUAAAUUAAGUAAGAUUUCCUAACGUGGCUUGAAAAUGUACAUGCUUUGCACGCAGAUUUUAAAUGAUAGCACGCGCGCACGCGAAAAAUAACCAUCUUGCAUGCGCGAGAUCUCGUCAGGAACUGCCAUACUCUGCAGACUGGAAUAGUAGGAAAUAAAAAGUUUCAGCUUUGGUUUGUUGAUACAUUUGUACCUUGAGGUUGUUUACAUUUGCGUAUAUAAUUACUAUUAAUUAAUAUUCUGGCUUUGCACAGAAACACUAAUAUUAUAAAAUGGUAGUUCAAGUUAUUAAACAAAAUUUAGUAAGUAAGUUAUGCUUCUUUCCACUUUACUUGUAUACCAUGUAUUAUUAUACUGUGUGUUGCAUGCAUGAUUUUGAACCAAUUAAUGCUUAUAUACGCAAAAUUGUUAUAAAUAAUUACUUUUCAUAUUCAGUGCAUGAAGUUUAGUGAAAGCCCUGAAUGUGUGUAUGUGUGUUUCAAUAUUAACUACGUGAUACAUUUUUAGUUGUUGUAUUUUCAG